UUACAGCCGGCUUUGUUUUCUUUGCUAGAAAAGAAAUAAGAGAAGCGAAAAAAUUUUUGUAUCUUUAAAUUCGUCAUAUAUUGCAAUUGAUACAUUCAAGUUUGUGUGGAACUUUCAUAUUGUAAAAUAUGUCGGACUCGGAAAGUAACAUGUCCGAUAGUGGCUCAGAAGAUGGAUCUGUUGGGUCUAACAAAUCGCAGAAAAGUGCACAUUCUAGAUCACGUUCACCUGCUCGUUCUAGAUCAGGAUCACGGUCUGUUUCCAGGUCCCGGUCUAGAUCAAGGUCCAGGUCCCGAUCACGCUCAAGAUCCAGAUCUCGAUCUAGAUCACGUUCAGGAUCUCGUUCGGUGGCGUCUGAGUCGGGAUCAGAAGGAGGUGGUUCGCCAAGAGGCCAUAAAAGACCACGCGAACGUGAAGAAGAAGAGGAGGAAGAUGUGGAUGGUGAUGACGUUGAUUCCGAGGAAUAUGAAGAGGACGAGGAGGAUAGACACAGAAAGAAAAAGAAAAAGGAUCGAUUUGGAGGAUUUAUUAUUGACGAAGCCGAAGUUGACGAUGAGGUGGAUGAGGAUGAGGAAUGGGAAGAAGGAGCCAAUGAAUUGGGCAUCGUUGGUAAUGAAAUUGACGAAUUGGGUCCAACAGCCCGUGAUAUUGAAAUAAGACGACGUGGCACCAAUCUUUGGGACACUCAGAGAGAGGAUGAAAUAGAGGAAUAUUUGCGCAAGAAAUAUGCUGAUGAAUCGAUCGCAAAAAGACAUUUUGGUGAUGGUGGCGAGGAAAUGUCUGACGAAAUUACCCAACAAACUUUGUUGCCUGGAAUCAAGGAUCCUAAUUUGUGGAUGGUAAAAUGUCGUAUUGGUGAGGAAAAGGCCACUGCACUGUUAUUGAUGCGUAAAUUCUUGACAUACCUAAAUACUGAUGAACCUUUACAAAUCAAAUCAGUUGUAACACCAGAGGGUGUUAAGGGUUACGUUUAUAUUGAAUCCUAUAAACAAACGCACGUUAAAGCGGCUAUCAACAAUGUGGGCAAUCUCCGAAUGGGCCAGUGGAAGCAGGAAAUGGUACCCAUUAAGGAAAUGACAGAUGUUUUAAAGGUCGUUAAGGAGCAAGUCGGCCUAAAGGUCAAACAGUGGGUGAGGCUCAAGAGAGGUCUUUACAAAGAUGACAUUGCACAAGUAGAUUAUGUUGAUUUGGCCCAAAAUCAAGCCCAUCUGAAACUGUUGCCUCGUAUAGAUUAUACUAGGAUGAGAGGAGCUUUACGUACUACAUCUAGUGACGCUGACAGAGGUAAAAAGAAACGCAGGCCACCAGCCAAACCUUUUGAUCCUGAAGCUGUACGAGCUAUUGGUGGUGAAGUCCAUUCCGAUGGUGACUUUUUGCUGUUUGAAGGCAAUCGAUAUUCGCGCAAGGGUUUCCUGUACAAAAAUUUCACCAUGUCAGCUAUACAGGCUGAAGGUGUGAAACCCACAUUAGCUGAAUUGGAGAGAUUUGAAGAGACACCAGAAGAUGUGAAUCUAGAAAUUGCAGUUGGAGCUAAAGAUGAUCCCACCAUGGGUCAUUCAUUUUCAAUGGGGGACAAUGUGGAGGUUUGCGUUGGUGAUUUAGAGAAUUUGCAAGCCAAGAUUAUUGCCAUAGAUGGUGGUAUGAUAACUGUCAUGCCCAAACAUCAAGAUCUAAAGGAUCCCUUGGUAUUUAAAGCAAACGAAUUGCGUAAAUACUUUAAAACUGGUGACCAUGCACGUGUAUUAGCAGGUCGAUACGAAGGAGAAACUGGUUUGAUUAUACGUGUCGAACCAUCAAGAGUUGUGCUGGUGUCUGAUUUGACAAACCAUGAAUUGGAGGUAUUGCCAAAAGAUCUACAGCUUUGUUCUGAUGUUGCCACUGGAGUAGAUAGCCUGGGCCAAUUCCAAUGGGGAGACUUGGUACAACUGGAUGCACAAAAUGUUGGAGUGAUUGUCCGUUUAGAGCGAGAAAACUUUCAUGUCUUGGGUAUGCACGGAAAAGUUAUAGAAUGUAAACCAACAGCUUUACAUAAGAGGCGUGAAAAUCGAAAUACCAUUGCUUUGGAUGCUGAUCAAAAUCAAAUUAGAAGACGCGAUAUUGUAAAAGUUAUGGAAGGACCUCAUGCAGGGCGUUCCGGCGAAAUAAAGCAUUUAUACCGAAGCUUGGCUUUUCUACACUGUCGUAUGUACACCGAAAAUGGUGGCAUUUUCGUUUGUAAAACACGCCAUCUCCAGUUGGCUGGCGGUAGCAAAUCCCAGUCAAAUACCUUUGGUCCUUUGGGAGGUUUGGGUUUUAUGUCUCCCCGCAUACAAUCACCAAUGCAUCCCUCCGGGGGUCGGGGAGCUCGUGGCGGUGCUAGAGGAAGAGGCGGUUUUCGUGUUACUCGUGAUCGUGAAAUAUUGGGCAAAACUAUAAAAAUCAGUGGAGGUUCAUACAAAGGUGUCAUCGGCAUUGUUAAGGAUGCCACUGAAACUACAGCUCGCGUUGAAUUGCACACAUCAUGUCAAACUAUUUCUGUUGAUCGCAACCAUAUUGCAAUUGUGGGACCCGCCGGCAAAGAUGGCAGUUUAUCUUCAUAUGGCCGUACACCAGCACGCACACCUGGUUAUGGCUCCCACACCCCAAUUUAUGCAGCUGCUGGCUCCAAAACGCCAUUGCUUGGCAGCCAAACGCCCAAUUGGGAUUCUGAAGGACGUACUCCGUAUAGCAGUUCUAUGACUCCACUUCAUGACGGCAGUAUGACACCAAGACAUGGAGCUUGGGAUCCAAAUGUAACCAAUACACCAGCACGCAGCAAUGACUUUGAUUAUUCGCUGGAAGAGCCAAGCCCCAGUCCAGGCUACAAUCCCAGCACUCCGGGCUAUCAGAUCAAUACACAAUUUCCACCACAAACACCGGGUACCUUAUAUGGUUCAGAUCGUAGCUACAGUCCAUUCAAUCCAAGCCCAAGUCCGGCUCCAUCUCCUUAUCCAGUGGGUUAUAUGAACACCCCCUCACCAUCCAGUUAUUCCCCCAAUACACCUGGAGGAGGAGCUCCAAAUUCACCCUACAAUCCUCAGACUCCAGGCGCAAGUUUGGAAUCCCCUAUUGGCGAUUGGUGCACUACAGAUAUUGUAGUUAAAAUUCAUACACAUGACGAUGCCGAUUUGGUAGGCCAAACAGGCAUUAUACGCACCGUUUCCAAUGGAGUCUGUUCGGUAUUUUUACAAGAAGAAGAUCGAAGUGUAUCGGUUGUUAGUGAAAAUUUAGCUCCUGUCUUGCCCGAGGCUGGCGACGAAUUUAAAGUUAUAUAUGGCGAUGAGCGUGAAUCGGUUGGUAAAUUGGUAUCGAUCUCAGACAAAGACACUUGUAUCUGUAAGCUUAAUGGAGAUGUGAAAAUGAUUCCCACCGUAUACUUGGCCAAGAUGAAAUCAAUUGAUUAAAAGUUUCCAGAAGACCCCCAGAUUAAUGGUCGACGAUACGUACAAGUUAUCAGAAGAUAUAAAUGCUACAAUGGGUAUUGUCACUGCCACAAUUUGGCAAAUAUUAAUCCCUUUCAAUAAUAUUUUUCUUUGCUUAAAUUAAGAAAAUAAAUAGAUUUUACGAAAUCUUAAACAA
Molecule: messenger RNA, 3597 nt
Organism: Stomoxys calcitrans (stable fly)
Lineage: Eukaryota; Metazoa; Arthropoda; Insecta; Diptera; Muscidae
Gene: Spt5
Product: transcription elongation factor SPT5
Exons: 12
Coding region: 129-3422 (1097 amino acids)
Biological process (GO): transcription elongation-coupled chromatin remodeling; regulation of transcription by RNA polymerase II; transcription elongation by RNA polymerase II
Cellular component (GO): DSIF complex
Molecular function (GO): mRNA binding; protein binding
Source: RefSeq, a predicted model, not a curated record